GAGAUUUGAUUCCCUUGGCGGGCGGAAGCGGCCACAACCUGGAGAUCGAAAAGCUUCCUAGGAACGCUGUACCAGCCGCUUCUCUCAGAACAGCAGGCCCCUGUCCUUCUGUCGGGCGCCUCCCCUCAGUGCCCUCCGUCCCUCAGGUUCUUUUUCUAAUUCCAAAUAAACUUGCAAGAGGACUAUGAAAGAUUAUGAUGAACUUCUCAAAUAUUAUGAAUUACAUGAAACUAUUGGGACAGAGUGAUUUGCCCCGGAUCAAAACGGAGAUUGAGGCCUUGAAGAACCUGAGACAUCAGCAUAUAUGUCAACUCUACCAUGUGCUCGAGACAGCCAACAAAAUAUUCAUGGUUCUUGAGUACUGCCCUGGAGGAGAGCUGUUUGACUAUAUAAUUUCCCAGGAUCGCCUGUCAGAAGAGGAGACCCGGGUUGUCUUCCGUCAGAUAGUAUCUGCUGUUGCUUAUGUGCAUAGCCAGGGCUAUGCUCACAGGGACCUCAAGCCAGAAAAUUUGCUGUUUGAUGAAUAUCAUAAAUUAAAGCUGAUUGACUUUGGUCUCUGUGCAAAACCCAAGGGUAACAAGGAUUACCAUCUACAGACAUGCUGUGGGAGUCUGGCUUAUGCAGCACCUGAAUUAAUACAAGGCAAAUCAUAUCUUGGAUCAGAGACGGAGUUUCGCUCUUGUUGACCAGGCUGGAGUGCAAUGGUGUGAUCUUGGCUCACUGCAACCUCUGCCUCCCGAGUUCAAGCGAUUCUCCUGCCUCAGCCUCCCGAAUUGCUGGAAUUAUAGGCAGAUGUUUGGAGCAUGGGCAUACUGUUAUAUGUUCUUAUGUGUGGAUUUCUACCAUUUGAUGAUGAUAAUGUAAUGGCUUUAUACAAGAAGAUUAUGAGAGGAAAAUAUGAUGUUCCCAAGUGGCUCUCUCCCAGUAGCAUUCUGCUGCUUCAACAAAUGCUGCAGGUGGACCCAAAGAAACGGAUUUCUAUGAAAAAUCUAUUGAACCAUCCCUGGAUCAUGCAAGAUUACAACUAUCCUGUUGAGUGGCAAAGCAAGAAUCCUUUUAUUCACCUCGAUGAUGAUUGCAUAACAGAACUUUCUGUACAUCACAGAAACAACAGGCAAACAAUGGAGGAUUUAAUUUCACUGUGGCAGUAUGAUCACCUCACAGCUACCUAUCUUCUGCUUCUAGCCAAGAAGGCUCGGGGAAAACCAGUUCGAUUAAGGCUUUCUUCUUUCUCUUGUGGACAAGCCAGUGCUACCCCAUUCACAGACAUCAAGUCAAAUAAUCGGAGUCUGGAAGAUGUGACCACAAGUGAUAAAAAUUAUGUGGCGGGAUUAAUAGACUAUGAUUGGUGUGAAGAUAAUUUAUCAACAGGUGCUGCUACUCCCCAAACAUCACAGUUUACCAAGUACUGGACAGAAUCAAAUGGGGUGGAAUCUAAAUCAUUAACUCCAGCCUUAUGCAGAACACCUGCAAAUAAAUUAAAGAACAAAGAAAAUAUAUAUACUCCUAAGUCUGCUGUAAAGAAUGAAGAGUACUUUAUGUUUCCUGAGCCAAAGACUCCAGUUAAUAAGAACCAGCAUAAGAGAGAAAUACUCACUACGCCAAAUCGUUACACUACACCCUCAAAAGCUAGAAACCAGUGCCUGAAAGAAACUCCAAUUAAAAUACCAGUAAAUUCAACAGGAACAGACAAGUUAAUGACAGGUGUUAUUAGCCCUGAGAGGCGGUGCCGCUCAGUGGAACUGGAUCUCAACCAAGCACAUAUGGAGGAGACUCCAAAAAGAAAGGGAGCCAAAGUGUUUGGGAGCCUUGAAAGGGGAUUGGAUAAGGUUAUCACUGUACUCACCAGGAGCAAAAGGAAGGGCUCUGCCAGAGACGGGCCCAGAAGACUAAAGCUUCACUAUAAUGUGACUACAACUAGAUUAGUGAAUCCAGAUCAACUGUUGAAUGAAAUAAUGUCUAUUCUUCCAAAGAAGCAUGUUGACUUUGUACAAAAGGGUUAUACACUGAAGUGUCAAACACAGUCAGAUUUUGGGAAAGUGACAAUGCAAUUUGAACUAGAAGUGUGCCAGCUUCAAAAACCGGAUGUGGUGGGUAUCAGGAGGCAGCGGCUUAAGGGCGAUGCCUGGGUUUACAAAAGAUUAGUGGAAGACAUCCUAUCUAGCUGCAAGGUAUAAUUGAUGGAUUGUUCCAUUCUGCCGGAUGAGUGUGGGUGUGAUACAGCCUACAUAAAGACUGUCAUGAUCGCUUUGAUUUUAAAGUUCAUUGGAACUACCAACUUGUUUCUAAAGAGCUAUCUUAAGACCAAUAUCUCUUUGUUUUUAAACAAAAGACAUUAUUUUGUGGAUGAAUCUAAGUCAAGCCCAUCUGUCAUUAUCUGUUACUGUCUUUUUUAAUCAUGUGGUUUUGUAUAUUAAUAAUUGUUGACUUUCUUAGAUUCACUUCCAUAUGUGAAUGUAAGCUCUUAACUAUGUCUCUUUAAUGUGUAAUUUCUUUCUGAAAUAAAACCAUUUGUGAAUAUAG
Nomascus leucogenys (northern white-cheeked gibbon) is the source of this 2523-nucleotide messenger RNA. It is a transcript of the gene MELK, whose product is annotated as maternal embryonic leucine zipper kinase. Lineage: Eukaryota; Metazoa; Chordata; Mammalia; Primates; Hylobatidae. The transcript has 19 exons. Gene Ontology annotation, biological process: microtubule cytoskeleton organization; intracellular signal transduction; protein phosphorylation. Gene Ontology annotation, molecular function: tau-protein kinase activity; ATP binding; protein serine/threonine kinase activity. Gene Ontology annotation, cellular component: cytoplasm. Bases 804 to 2177 code for a protein of 457 amino acids. The record is from RefSeq and is a predicted model, not a curated record.